This is a messenger RNA of Iphiclides podalirius (scarce swallowtail), 909 nucleotides long. Lineage: Eukaryota; Metazoa; Arthropoda; Insecta; Lepidoptera; Papilionidae. The record is from the annotation of a GenBank genome assembly.
AUGCUUGGCUGGGUUGGUGGCAGCAGUUGCUGGAAUCCUUCUCUGACGGCGCAAUGGACUGACGAUUUAAGAACGGUGGCGGCUAGCGGAUGGCUGGCGAACUUUGGGGGAGGCUUACCUGUGACCGGCAGCACCGACGGCAUCGGGAAGGAGUAUGCAAUGGAGCUGGCACAGCGUGGCCUGAACAUCGUCCUGAUAAGUAGAAAUGAAGAGAAGCUGAAGAACGUGGCCCGAGAGAUAGAGAAGCAGUACAGCGUGAAGACGAAGAUCAUCGUGGCCGACUUCAGCUCCGGGGCUGAAGUGUACCGGCAUAUCGAGGAGGAGCUUAAAGACAUUCCUUUAGGGAUUCUAGUGAAUAACGUGGGCGUGCAAUACGACUACCCUUGCCGGCUUUGCGAGCUGCCGCCGUCGAAGGCGUGGGAGAUCAUCAACGUGAAUGUCGGCGCGGUGACGUCGAUGACUCGGCUGGCGCUGCCGGCGAUGGCGGCGAGGGGCCGCGGGGCGGUCGUCAACGUGUCGUCGGGCGCUGAGCUGCAGCCGCUGCCUUUGAUGGCGGUAUACGCCGCCUCCAAGGCGUACGUGCGCAACUUCACGCUGGCCGUGCGCGAGGAGUACGCCGGCAGCGGGGUGCACGUGCAGCACCUCUCGCCGCUGUUCCUCUCGACCAAGAUGAACGCGUUCUCCGCGCGCCUGGUGCGCGGCGGCGCGCUCGUGCCCGACGCGAGGACGUACGCGCGCCACGCCGUGGACGCCCUCGGCCGCGUCAGCGACUCCACCGGCUACUGGCUGCACGGCGUUCAGUACUUCUUCAUUAAGGCCGCACCGGAGUGGUUCAGGAUCAAAAUUGGCAUGCACAUGAACGAGGGUUUCAGGAAGGAGCACCUGCAGAGCAUCAGCGCUGAGGCGCAG